Messenger RNA from Drosophila subobscura, 12532 nucleotides. RefSeq names its product sorbin and SH3 domain-containing protein 1 (gene CAP). The transcript is spliced from 16 exons. Gene Ontology annotation, molecular function: protein binding. The record is from RefSeq and is a predicted model, not a curated record. Lineage: Eukaryota; Metazoa; Arthropoda; Insecta; Diptera; Drosophilidae. Bases 229 to 11667 code for a protein of 3812 amino acids.
GCUUCAGUUUGACAUUAGAACUUCGACUUUGACGUUGUGCCGAUCGCUGCGGAGUGGAGCGGAGCCGUCGAGAACUACACUGCACUACACAAACACGAACACAAACUCGAGUACCGCUGUAGUGUUUCCCCCCCUCAGUUGUGGUUUGGGGCUCGCCGAUUGAUUUUGCCGUUUAUAAAUAGCUUUUCGAGUGGUCGGGACGACGCGUGACGUGACGUGACGUAGACGAUGCCCAAUAAUCGCAAUCGCAAUCGUAAUCGCAAUCGCAACAAACGCAAUCGAAACCAAAGUCAAAAUCAAAACCAGCAGCGGGAGGAGGAGCAAGAGGAUACCCAGGCAGAGGCAGUGCCAGAGGCAACUUCUUCUUCCAUAGAUGAUAAUGGAAAUUCUGGCAGCGUUUCAAAUGGAUUGGCAGCGGGCGCCACCAGCAGCGAAAACAGCAACAAAGUUGCCGCGGAUCCACAGCUAGAGGUGAAGGCAGAGCCACCAAAAGAAGCAGCAGCAACGGAAGACGAAGACGAAGACAAAGAGAAAUCCACAAUAAGCGCAGCCCAAAACGAAACGGAAGCAGAGCAACCUCCCACAGAAAUGGGUGCCAAAAACUCCAAGCAACAGUCGGAGAAAUCCGGCAAGCGAUCGAGAAAUGAGGCGGAGCAGGCACCGCUUAAGGCUCCGGGUAGUCCGCGACAGGCCAAGGUCAUAGUGCAUCGCAUUGUGCGGGAGGUGGAUGAGCAGCAGCAGCAGCAGCCAAACACCAGUCAAGAACUGAAAGACGAAGAAGUCAAAGUGCCAGAGCAAACGGAAGUUGUUGCUGCCGCUCCACAGCCGCUGCAGCGCAGCACAAAAGUGAUUAUCCAUCAGAUACGCGUGGAGAGGGAUGCCCCUAAAGGUGAGCCCACCUUCGAGGAGAUCAGCACCACAACACCGGCACCGCCCGCUUCGCUGAGCCUCAGCACAGACGGCACAGGCGGCACACUGUCGCCGCCGCCCCGCUACCUCGUGGAGUCACCCAAGAACGUGUCGGGAGCCGGAGCUGUGGGACACUUUGGGCACUUUGCACGCGACAUGCAGAUACAGGAGCUGGAGCUGAGCAGCGACUGCAGCUCCGGGGAGUUCAAUGUGCUGCAGUCGCCGCUGGUGUGCGAGGUGGACUCGGAGACGGAGGCAGCCCCCCCGCUGGAUCUGCAGCCGUCCAGCCGCGCCGACCAACAGGAGCAGCUGCGGCAGAGGCGCGCCCAGAAACGGAACGCCCUGGAGUCGCACUUCCUGCCGCAGCUGAUGAAUCCGCGCUACCUGGACAGCAUACUGGAGGAGAACAGCGAGCUGGCAGGUGCCGGAAUGGCCCACCUGCAUCGCAGCAGCUCCUCCGGCAACGAUCAGGCGGGGAUGCGGCUCCACCCGAAGCUCACCGAAACGUUCCCCAAGAGCCAGCUGGACUUUAGCCGCCGCCACAAGCGCAGGGAGGAGCCGGUGGCCCUCAUGCUCGAGACGAAACUGAUUGAGGAGGCCAGCGACCUCGAGAGCUGCACCCGACUGCAGAGCGCACUGUCGCCGCAGUCCGAGGACGCGGAACUGGUGUACCUCAGCUCCUCGGCCUCCAGCAGCAUGUCCGACCUGAUGGAGCUCGAGCUGGAGCAGGCCGCGGCGUUGGCAGAGCUUGCCCUGGUGGAUCUGGACACGGAUGCCAGCAAGCUGUUCCGCAGGCCCGACGAUGAGAUGAGCAGCACGACCACAACGGACGCGGCCACGUCAUCGAACGAGACGGAAACGGAGGGGGAACCGGAGACGGAAACGGACACGGAGAGGGACACGGAGAGGGACACGGAGAGCCGCGAGAGCACACCUGUUAACCAGGGAGAGGGACUGGCAUCGGCUGGCAGCUCGUUGUCUUCGCUUUUGAGUGCCGCCACGCCGACGCCCACCAACGCAGAGCAGCCGCAGCCGCAGCCGCCGAGAGCAGAAGAUACAUUUGUAUCUUUCGAUUCGAUUCGCGAACAGCCGCCAGUCCGCGGCAGCAUCGGCAGUAUCGGUGCAGCGUCUACGCUGUCGGCCACGCGAGAGGAGUUCGUUCGCAACAUGGACAAAGUGCGCGAGUUGAUCGAGAUGACGCGACGCGAGGAGGAGGAGCAGCAGCAGCAGCAAGGGGAGCCACAACAGUCGAGUAUCGGUAACGGAGUGCCUGCUCCGGAGCAGUACCAGCCACGUUCGCCCUCACCCCCGCCCAUUCCGCCGCCACCCGCUGGCCUCCAGCACUACCAUCCCAACAGUCCAACAAUCCACACAGUCAGCCUGCCGCCACUGCUGCUGAGUCGGCAGGAGUCUGCGGAGUCACACUGCUCGGACAGCACACAGCACAGCCAGUGCACGGCCAUCAAUUUGGCCUCGCCCCCGCCCUGCUUUGCCAGCAGUCCCCCGCCACAGACACAGCCACCCACACCACCCCUCAGACAACAACAGCCGCAACAUGCACCACAAUUUCCUGUUCCUAAAUCCACUCCCGCUUCCACCUGCACCCACCCAGCACAUCCCCCAGCCCAGCAGCAGCAGCAGCAGCAGCUAGAGUCAGAGAUUUCAGUUGCAGAUGACGAACCGAAAGCAGCAGCAGAAUCGGAUCCCAUUAAGAAGCUGCGACUGCUGUGCACCGAGACCUUGGCUUCCAUGCCGUAUGGUGAGCAGGUGCUCGAGGAACUAGCCAGCGUGGCACAGGAUAUCGCAGAGCCAGGAGCACACCAGCAACAGCAGGAACCUACAGCCGCCGCCACGAUGCCCUAUCCACUGCCAGCAAUGCCCCACAUAAGGGAGCUGCAGCUGUCCACCAGCACCAGCAAACACGAGAGCAAGUCCUCGUCCUCGUCCUCGUCGUCGUCCACUUCCGCUUGGCUGGGAAUGCCCACGCAGGCGGAUCCCAAGCUGCUGGUUUGCCUGUCGCCGGCACAACGUCCGCUGGUGGGUGAGACCAAAGCCGAUCAGCUGCUGGAUGAUCAUCAAAAGUUCGUGGAGCGUCGCGGCUACCAUGAGCUGAGCAGCGCCCAAGUGCGUGCCCUCGACAACGAGCAGCAGGAGCAGCAGCAGCAGCAGCAGCAGCAGCAAAAGCAGAGCGAGAUGCUCAAGACGGCGGCCAUGAUGCGAGAGUUGCGCAAGAGCCUGACACCCACGCAAGAGCCAUCGGCACAGCCACCGCCAGUGCCAGUGAAGAGCGCCGAAACAGCGGCCAAGGCGAGCGCCAAGAGAGAUGACGCAAGCGCCGAUCCGAAGAGGAACGGAUCGUCAUCGAGUGAAAAUAAACCAAGGCAAGCAGCUGAUCCCAGCGAGCACACAGAGACGCAGCAGCAGCAGCAGCAGACCAGAUCCAGCCAUCAAAUGAACAGCAGCACGGACGUGAGAUUCCCAGCCACCACAAUCGGAGGCAUGGAGAGCGAACUGGCCAAGAUGUUCCCCAGCAUGGCCCAGCAGCAGCAGCGGCAGGGCGACAUCUUCGAGGAGCAGCGCAAGCGCUUCUCCAACAUCGAAACGACAUCCAGCAGCCAGCCGAAGGUGCAGCAGCAGCAGCACACCAAGCGGUACUCGAACAUUGAGACCAGCUCGUACGAGUCGAAGAAGCGCACGGAGAACGGUCAGGUGAUCUAUGACAUUACGAACUCCAGUCACGAGAAGCAGAGCAAUCUGCCGGCGGCUGACUCAACCGAUCAUGCCCCGCCGCCGCCCAUCCCACCGCCGCCAAUUAUGUCAGCAACGAAAUUAAACGGUUCGACUACGGCAAACACUUUCAUUGAGGAUGAUGACGCGACCAAAAAUAGCAGAGAGCGCCCCAAUGGGGAGAGCAAGAGCGGCGGCGGCGGCACGUAUGAGGAAUUUCGGCAGCGUGCCAAGGCGGCCGUGGAUGCCAUUGGAGCGCCGCGAGUGCCCCCCACCAACGGAUUGGACAAUGAGAAGGUGUUCAAGGACUUUGAUCGGCUCUCGCAGCAGAUGAACGCCGAGCUGCAGUCAACGCGGGAGCGGCGCGAGAAGUCCGCCUCGCUCUUCGAUCUCAACGGCAUGACGCGGAGCCAGGGCCAGGGCCAGGGCCAGGGCAAACAUCCGCUGGAGGAGUUGAAGCAGCGUCGCCACGCCCACAUGCAGGAGCUGGAGCGAGAGAUUGAGCGUUCAUCGAGAUCCCGGCAGGAGCGCAUGUCCUCGGUGCCACGGAGUCUGGAGAGCACAGGACAGACGCCUCGCACCCACGAGAUUCCCAUCGAGCUGGAGCAGCAGGAGCAGCAGGAGCAGCGCUCCCGUCGCGCCGAAUCCAUGUGCAACCUGAGCGAGCCACGCCCACGGCCACACACCUCGGCGGGGCACUACAAUUACAGCAGCGCGUCGCAGGAUGAUUGGUCGCGAUAUGCCAGCGAUCUGGGCUACUCGGAGAACAUUGCCAGGCCCUUUGCCCGCGAGGUGGAGAUCUGCUACCAGCGACAGAAUCCCAGGCAGUCGCAGCCCAUACGUGCGCCACGUCUCUCGGCCAGCACCAACGACCUGUGCAGCGGCUACCACCAGCAGCAGCAGCAGCAGCAGCAGCAGCAGCAGCAGCAGCAGCAGCAGCACAGCUUCGAUAGCUUCAACGCUUAUGGGGGACGCAGGACACACGCGCCCAUGCUCAGCCAGGCGCCGCAGCAGCAGCGACCGCACUAUGCCAGCUGCUACUCGAUGAUCGAGCGGGAUCCCAAUCCAAAGUACAUCAGCACCACCUCCAGGCGGGGCGUCAGUCCGGGCCCCGUGCCACAGGCAGCGCCAGCGAGUGUGCUGCCGCCGCCAGCCUACGAUCGGCAGCAGCGGCGUUCCUCGCUGCCGCGGGAGCUGCACGAGCAGCAGCUCAAGUACAUCCUGUCCAAGGAGGAGGAGCUGCGCCUGGAGGUGGAGCGCCUGCAGCUGGAGCGUCGCCGGCUGAUGGAGGAGAUGCAGCGGGCGCCGGUCUUGCCGCCGCCACAGCGACGGGAGAGCUAUCGGCCGGCGGCCAAGCUGCCGACGCUCAGCGAGGACGAGGUCUUCCGCCAGCAGAUGGCCGAGGAGUGGAUGAACAAGGUGGCCGAGCGAGAGGAGCGCCGCCAGCACAAGAUCAUCAAAAUCUCCAAGAUCGAGGACGAGCAGGACCACGCCACAGAGCGGUCGAACAUCAGCGACGAGUUCCUCAGCGCCGUCAAGGAGCGACGCCACAAGCUGGCCAUGCCCGCGGACAGCGACUGGGAGAGCGGCGCCGAGUCCCAGCCGCAGGCUCAGGCGGGAGUCGCCGCCAGCAAUGAGUCGGAUGCGGAGGCAGCGCCCGUGCGCAUACUCGAGGGCCAGGCGGAGGCGAGUCUGCGGCAACUGCCGCGACAUCUGCGCGAAUUCGCCAAGUUCUCGACGAGCGAACAGCUGCCGGAUGGGGCACAGGUGGAGCGGCACGAGGAGCAGGAGAGGCGCGAGGAGGCAACGGACAACACGCACAGCAGCGCCAGCCACAAGAAGAGCAUCGUGAAGACGUACAAGGUGUCGCGUCUGCCGCCUUCCGUCCAGGACAGAGGAGCAACAGCAACAGCAACAGCAAGCGCCGCAGAGACUGCACCGGCCAUGAGUGUAAGGCUGCGACCACGACCGCCCAAGCAGACGCGCUUCCUACUCAAUCCGCAGCAGCUGCAGCGUCAGCGGCAACGGCGCAGCUGGUCCGAGAGCGAUCUGCUCAAGGAGAUUGACAGCGAGCUGCAGCUGGCCAAGGGCUUCCUCUAUGCGAAUGUCUACAAAGUCAAGCACGAGUAUAUGAGCGAACCGGAGUCGGACAACGAUCGUCCGCGCAAAAUGGCACAGUUAGGUCGAAGGCAAUACGAUGGCAUCGGUCCGGUGACCAACGAUGGAAUGCCCAUCAUACUCAGAUCGGAGGUCCAGGAGCCGCAUCAGCAUGAGUGGUACAAGCGACUCUAUCAGACCAUACACAAGCAGAAGAACGGCGAUGAUUUCGUGAUACGCUACAAGUGUCCCAGAGCCCGUCCGUCGUACAAGAGCAACGGUUACGUGUCAGAGCCCGAACCCAACUACGACUCCGACUACUCCACGGUGAGAUAUCGCACACAGAAUCCGCAUCGUGUGCAGUCCGUCUCCUCGGCUGUCAAUGUGCGCAACCUGAGCCAGGACGAGAAGCUGUAUGGUACUAUGCCAAAUCCCAUCAAGUCGGCUCAGAAUUCAUAUAAAAAUCAGCCAGGCCGCAUCGAGGACUACACCACGGGACAUUCGUCCGUGUCCGAAAAGGAGAAGAAGGAGAACUUAGAACAAUCGAAACUAUCCCCGCUCUACACAGAAGGAAACUUGUCCAGAGCUCUGGCCAAGGAAUCCGGCUACACCAGCGACUCGAACCUAGUCUUCCGCAAGAAGGAGCUGCCCGUCAGCAGUCCCCUCAGUCCCGUGGAGCAGCGGCAGGCCUACAAGAGUCUGCAGGCAGGCGGAGAACCGCCACUCUUCGGCUUCCGCAAGCCAGCGCCCGAGAGGCCCAGAGAAAUUGUGGAGGAAUUCGAAUUUAUACAGAUCACUCCGACCCUCACCAAGAUACGCGUGAGCACCAAGGAGCUGCAAGAGGACGAGCCCACAGUGCCCAGUCCAGUGAUAACUCAGCCACCACCUCCGCCACCGCCACCGCCUCCACCACCGCCACCGCCACAGCCGCCAGCAACAAGCCACAAGAGUAGCAGCAGCAGCCCCAAGAUGUUCUCGCAGCUGUCGAAGACUCUGCCCUCGUUCAUUCCGAUGAGCAAGAAGCAGCAGCAGCAGGAGCAGGGCGCACCUGCCCCAUUGCCACCCAAUCGCAAGUCCUCCUGCACCAAGAGCACGGUGCGUGUCUCGAGCUCCACCAAGGCCCGCCACGAGCAGUGCUUCCAGCCACCGGGCGGAGGAACCAUCACCCUGAGGAAGGUCGCCACCUCGUCGAGCAGCACGCGACGCGAACCCAUCUCCCGGUCCAAGUCCGCGGGUGCAGUCUCCACCUUGCUGGCCACCCUCACGGCCUCCACCAAGGAGACGCGCCAGAAGGAUGGCGGCACCUGUCGCGUCACCCGAGUGCAGCAGCAGUCGCGUCUCCGAUCCGUGAGUCCCAGCCGCCGUCCGGUUCGGGUGCUGGCCCUGCGCCAAUCGAGUCGCAGUCCGGUGGCCUUUGGGCGGAGCAUCUCCAAGGAGCGCAGCUUUGCCGAGGAGAAGAAGCGGCUGGAGAACACGCUGCCCCCCAGCCGGACCAACUUUGAGGCCAGCACCAACAUCCUGCGGGACCCGUUCCUCAAGUCGCCGCAGGAGGUGCGCGAGGCGGUGCGCUCCUACGCCACCUGCAAGGCGCAGCACACGCGCAGCAAGUCGCUGCCCCGACUGCGCCAGAGCACCGUGAGCACCACUACCAGGCAGACGAUGUGCUUCCCCCAGGUGCGCCCACAAACCCUCAUCGACUGCGGCCGAUCCCUGCGGAAGGUGCUGCCCAAGAACCAGGCGAAGAACGCCUCCAACGACAGCCUGCCGCGCAGCAACUCCACCUUCUCCAUCGACUCGAUGGGCAGGCAGGAGUAUGUGCCGAUUGCCCCGCCCAAGAUCUACGUGGGCAAGGCCAAGCCCAGCCCCAGCACCAAGUCCAAGUCGCUGGUUCCACUCCAGAGCAGCCGCAGCGAGGGCCAUGUGCCGCGCAAGCGUCAGGUGGGAAAGCCGCCCGCCUCCAGCAGCACCAAAGCGAAGCAUCCGGCCGUGUCCGUGCAGUCGUACAGCGACACGGUGCGCGAGAAGACGAACUUCUGGAACGACUACAAUGCCAAGCAGUCCGUCUCCAUGUCCAUGUCCAUGUCGCUGCCACAGCAGGCGGAGUACAAGUACUGCUCCCUGGAGCCGGAGGAUGUCUACGACUACGCUGGCAGCGCACAGGCUCAGCCAGCGAGCAGCUGCAUCGAGGAUCUGGUGUGGAAGUACGAGAACAAGGAUCGCGAUCGCGAUCGCCAUGCCAAGCCAUGCCAGACGACAGUCACGGACAUUGCCCGUCCCCAGUCGCCACAGCCGGACUAUGAGAAGUCCCUAGAGCGCCGUUUCUCGCCCACGCGGGAGGUUCGAGUGCCCCAAAAUCAGAAUCAAAGUCAGAGCCAGAGCCAGAACCAGAGGGAGGUGCGCUCUCCCUCGCGUCGUCGCAUCGACAGUCUGAGAUCCAGCCAGCGGCAGGACAGGGAACAGGCCAUCGCUCGGGCCAGCAGCCUGAGCAGCGCCGAUGAUCGCAGCAAGCGAACUGCGCAGCCGGGAAGCCUCUACCAGUGCGGGGAUCUGGCCCACAGUGCCACCUCCCUGACGUAUCUGGAGCGGCACAGCCCCAGCUGUCGGUACCGCAACAACUGCGAGCGUUUCACGGAUCUAAAUCGAUUCUACAGCACCCUGGAGCGGGUGGGGCAGCUGGAGAGAGCCACGUCCUCGAGCAGCUUCCAUCCCCUGCGCAAGGACGCCGAGUUGCUGGCCUUUGACGAGUGGCGCAAGGUGCGGCUGCACGAGCGCGCCGAGAAGGAGCUGCAGUAUUUGGUGGGCAAGCUGCAGCACGACCAGCGGGAGCGGGAUCUGCACUUCCGCUCCAAGGAUGUGGGCGAGAUCAAGUGGCGCCAGGAGGCGGACCAGGCGCUCAGCACCAAGAAGAAGUCGGUGGAGGAUCUGCGCGAGAACUUCGAGCAGUUGCAGCUCUUCAGGCAGCACCAGCAGGAGUGCCAGCUGCAGCCGGUGCAGCGCCACUGGAGACGCAACACCGUGGCGGAUCUGGCCAGCAGCCUGGAGCAGCGUGUGGCGAGAGACGACACCGAAAUGGAGCGCCACCUGGACAACGAUCUGGUCAGCACUCUGUCCAAGGAUCAGAUCAAGAAGAUCACGCAGCAGCUGAACGAGAUCUAUGCCGGGGGUGGCAACCGCAAGGGCGCGGCUGUCGAGGAGCAGUAUGUGGUCACCGUGGAGAAGGGCUCCGCCAAGCCGGGCUCCCACGCCCACACCCUGAAGGUGCGCUGCAACUCGAACAUCUCCAAGGAGCAGCUCCUCGGACCCGUUCUGCGCAAGCGCGAGGAGCAGCAGCAGCAGCAGGCGCAGACGCAGACUCUGCCACGUCCCACGCGCAGCCAGUCGCCGGUGGUGGUGGCCAGGGAGACGCGCGGCGCCAUUGCGGCCAAGAAUGCCGAACUCACGCUGACCAGGGCCCCCGAUGUGCCGCCCCGUCCAAAGCCCAGCGAGGUCAAGGGCCAGGCCAAGACUGCGGCUGCCCCGAAGGUUGUGGAGCAGGAGCCGGCGGAGAACAUCGUCCAGAAGAUACAAUACUUUGAGGAUCGGCAGUUCGAGGAGCCGGCCAAGACCAUCUACCACGCGCGCGAGGACUCCUCGCCCGACGAGGCCGAGGUGAUGCGCCUCAUCGAGCACAACAUGCAGGCGCGCCAGAAGGCCCGCAACCAGGCCCACGUGCUCACCCACACGGAGCUGAGCAACUCGCUGACGGAUCUGAGCGGCGUCUAUGGGGAGCGACCCGCUGCACGGGUAAAUUUUCACUUGCACAGCCCCCCGCUGCGCCCGCCCGACGAGGCGGAGGCAGAGGCAGAGGCCGAGCUGCUCAGCUUCGAGAAUGGUUCGCCCGGGCCAGGAGACGCCAGCCUUGAGCUGUACGACAGAGAGUCCUACUACCGCUCGCGCAGUCUCUCGCCCCAGUCCCAGGUGUCGGCCUGCUCGAGCUCCUAUCUGCAGCGCGUCUACACGGGGGAGGUGCAGAAGAUGCGGCAGCACUUCGAGGGCAUCAACCGGGAGUCCAACGAACAGUCGAACGAUUUUUUUGGGCUUAGCCCGCUGCGGAAGGCGCGCAGCGAUCCCGAAUUUAGUGCGGGAUCAAAAGACGCCUCGGGCAACGCUACGGAGGCGGAGCCGCAGAAAGAACCACAGCCAGGCAGGAGCAGGCAGCAGCAGCAGGCAGACGAUGUCAGUCGCAUGACCCACAAGUUCGAGCUGCGCGGGGCCACACCCUCGCCGGAGCGCGGUCGCCGGCGCCAGCGCAGCGCCCAGGAUCGUCUCAUGCCGCACAUCGAUGUCAUCAGCAAGACGGCGGCCCUCAAGCGGGAGCUGGCCCCACGGAGCGCCCUGCGCAGCCUCAGCAGCAGCAGCAACUACAUCGAGCGUCUGCGCCUGCGCUACGAGUCGCCAGAUCCCGCCGACACCCAAACGCGGACCGUCAGCCAUCUGUCCACGUCGCAUCCGGAUCUGCGGGAUGUGCACGACAUCUCGCCGCACCUGUGCGCCGACUGGGUGGCCCACAAGCACCCACAGCCCACGGACCAGCCACGCCCGAAGCUGCCCAAGGCUCUGCCCAAGAAGCCGCAGCGCGUGACUCCGCGCGCCAGCUCCGCCUCGCCGCCCCGUCCGCCCAAGUCGCCGCGUCACCAGCACAGCCGCCAGCAGACCAGCUCCCUGCGCAGCAACUAUGCCGACAUCUUUGCCAAUCAGAAGUUCGAUCCGAGGAUGCAUCGCCCCAAGGCACGCUACGUGCCGGAUGGGGCAGAGCAAACCAAGAGGAGCCCUGCCCCUGGCGGCGCCACCACCACCUUGGAGCGUCUCAAGAAGACGAUGGCGGUAACGUUCAAAGAAUCUCCCAAUCGUUAUUAUGACACAGACGUCAACAUUCACUUCAAGACACCGAUAAGGCAUGAGCAGAAGCAGUACAUACCGGAGGAGGAACUAGCCACACGCCAAGCGGAGCAUAUGCAGAAGCUCUACCACGAGGAGCGACGCCGCAAGUAUCUACAGGAGCUGCAGGACAUGAACUCUCGACGCCACACGGACAACUUUACGCCCUCGCAGAAGUCACCGAUCGCCCUCAAUCGCUACGAUGACUUCCCCACCGACGUGACGCUCAAGUCGCUGGUGGGUCCCAAAACCGUUGCCCGUGCCCUCUACAACUUCCAGGGACAGAGCUCCAAAGAGCUCUCCUUCCGCAAGGGCGACACCAUCUACAUAAGGCGGCAGAUCGAUCCCAACUGGUAUGAGGGUGAGCACAAUGCGAUGAUCGGACUGCUCCCAGCGAGCUAUGUGGAGAUUGUGAGCCGCGAUGGGGCACGCACUCCGUCCAAGCGGCCAUCGGAGGGCCAGGCUCGUGCCAAAUACAACUUCCAGGCCCAGUCCGGCGUCGAGCUGUCCCUCAACAAGGGAGAGCUGGUCACGUUGACGCGUCGCGUGGAUGGCAACUGGUUCGAGGGAAAGAUUGCCAACAGGAAGGGCAUAUUCCCAGUGUCCUAUGUGGAGGUGCUCACGGACAUUGGAGCCGAGGAUAUUGCGGCCAGGACGACGACCGUGAUCAGCAGCCAGAGCACCACGAAUCUGCGGCCCAAUCUGGAUGUGCUGCGCACAAACAUCAACAAUGAGUUCAACACGCUGACCCAGAACGGAGCUCAGCCCGUGAACGGUAUCCUGAAGGAGACACGAACGCUGCACAAGACGGACGCACUCCACGUGGACACCAGCUCGGAGCCACUGGCCUAUCGCGCGCUGUACAAGUACCGGCCGCAGAACUCCGAUGAGCUGGAGCUGCUGGAGGGGGAUCUGGUGCAUGUGCUGGAGAAGUGCGACGACGGAUGGUUCGUGGGCACCUCGCAGCGCACCGGCUGCUUUGGCACAUUCCCCGGCAACUAUGUGGAACGCGCCUAAGGCGGAGCCAUCGAGACGGGUGUGGGACACCCGAAUACGAGUACCAAAAUACCCAAACAAAAAAAAUCGUUCACCUCUAAUCUUAAUGAAUUUGUAGUCUAAUACCGAGGGAGUAAUGUGGAAUGACCGAAGCCAGGCCAGGGCAGGGCAGGGCAGGGCAGCUGGACACACAGAGGAAGCUCUAAGAUUAAUUCUGAUUUGAUUUAACUGAAUUACUUUAUGUUGUUGUUGAAUUCUUCUUAUUCCCCUAAUACUGUUCUCCUGCUUGCUUUGCGUUUGCCGUAACGUAAAACUAUUUAUUUAUUUUUAAACAGAGCAUUAAUUUUAUCAAUGUUGGAAUUAUGUUUAUUUAUACUCGUAAAAAAGCGAACACAACACACCACGCCACACCACACACAAUAUUAACUAGAGAGCCCUGACACCACACCAACGCCGCUACCAGCACCCCCUCUCUCUCCCCACAAAUCCCAAUAUCAAAGAGAACUAAACUAAGAUCAUACAUACGGAUGUACCCUUGUCGUUUACCUACUAAUUUUAACUAGUCACAGCUAAUUUCCAAAAAAGAAAACCAGAACACAAUGAUGGAGAACCGUUGAACUACAAAAACACAAGUGCCUUAAAAUUGAACUAAAAAUGAAGUUAAAUUAAAUUAAUUGAAUGAAGGAUGGAAAAUGAAGCAAACACAAAGCUGAAAUAUGCUAUGAACCAAGUGCCUCUGUUGAGUCGGAGUCAAAAGUGAGUCAAGUAGCAAACCAAAAUAUUCUCAAGCCGAUUCAACAGAUUUAAUUGUUUAAUCAUUACAAAGCGAGCGUUUAUUACACAGACACUGUUGCAAGCGUAUUUAGUACAUAAAUAAAUAAACAAA